This is a messenger RNA of Corythoichthys intestinalis (scribbled pipefish), 3451 nucleotides long. RefSeq names its product protein IWS1 homolog. Gene Ontology annotation, biological process: poly(A)+ mRNA export from nucleus. The transcript is spliced from 15 exons. The record is from RefSeq and is a predicted model, not a curated record. Bases 185 to 2326 code for a protein of 713 amino acids. NCBI's taxonomy places the organism in Eukaryota, Metazoa, Chordata, Actinopteri, Syngnathiformes, Syngnathidae. Gene Ontology annotation, cellular component: nucleus.
ACCGACGCGCUCCAUUUUGGCUCGUCCUCUUCCUACAGCAAGCGACCACGGAUGUGGGAACCGACUGUAUUGAUUCGUUUUCGUGUUGUUUUGUUUGACCACCUAGAUUCAAACAAAGUGUGGAUAACAGAAAAAUUAUCGCGCGCCACAUUCGUCUAAAGUUCAAGCCGUCUUCGUCUGUGAAAUGGACGGAGAAGAGGACGAGUUCAUGUCCGGGAGUGGGAGCCACUCCGAUGAUGGAGGCGGCACUCCAGUUCAGGAUGAACAUCAGACAUCAGACAUGGAGGACAUGAGUAGCAACAAACACAAUUCUGAGGACGAGGGAAGCAAUGCCGAGGAAGCGUCCUACAGCAAACGUCAGGACGACAGCGACUCUGAAAACGACGCACGUAGAGGCGCCGACAGCGACUCGGAAGCGGAAGCACCCGCUCGCCACGGCAACUACAGCCAGAGGAGUGACUCAGAGACUCCCGUCGACCGUGAAGAUCCUGGAAGCGAUUCAGAGGCAGAACCGCCGCGGCCUGCUGACAGUGACGAUGACGACGACUCGGUGGGCAAACGCAGGCCGAGCGCAUCGGAAGAUGAGGACGGGGCGCCGGUCAAACGGGCCGUCUCGGACGCGGAGGAGGGCGAGGCGUCGUCCCCCAUGGGGCACAGGGAAAGCGGCUCUGACGCAGGCAAAGCGGCGGCCACGGACAGUGACUCUGACAAUGAGGACGGCAAAGUUAAAUCCGCCGCCUACAGUGACUCUGACACGGAGACGCCGGCCGAACGCAAGGCAGUAGUGCCGGACUCCGGCGAUGAGUCUGACACGCGGCAGGGGGACGUUGAAAAAGGGGGCGGAGGCAAAUGGAAGGCCGUAGUGCGCUCGGACAGCGAGGAGGAUGACGAUGGCGAGGGGAGGAAGGGCGGCGGUGACGCCGAGAGAUCUGACGGAGGACCUCGUGAGGUGCAAAAAGCCUCGGACGACAGCGAUGAUGACAAUGAGCAACCAGUGAAGAGAAAGAAGGCCAUCCUCUCAGACAGCGAUGAAGACGAACAGACGGACAAACCAGCGGUUAAGCGGAGUCGCGCCGUCUCCGACGACGACGGCAACUCGGACAGCGACAGCGAGUCGGGCGGAAUCGAUAAGAGCAUGGCAGCUAAGCUUCGAGAGCUGGGUUCAGACAGCAGCAGCGAUGACGAUGAGCGCACCAAGGGUGCGGCGGAGGGCAAGGACGAGAAGGCGCUAUUUGGGAGCGACAGCGACGAUGACCACGAUAACCAAGAGGAGAAAAUGAUCGCAGACAUCUUUGGGGAGUCUGGAGACGAGGAGGAGGAAGAGUUCACGGGUUUCAACCAGGAGGACCUGGAAGGUGAUAAGAAGGAAACCAAAGAGAAACAGCCGGAAAUGGAAGACUCUGACUCUGAUGAGGGAGUCCGCCACGGAGGCCAUGACACCAGCUUCAUGUCGGACUUUGACAUCAUGCUGGCUCGUAAGAAAGCCAUGAGCGGCAAGCGGCGACGCCCCCGAGACGGCGGGACGUUUAUCAGCGAUGCCGACGACGUAGUCAGUGCCAUGAUCACCAAGAUGAAUGAGGCAGCCGAGGAGGACCGAACGCUGAACAGCGCCAAGAAACCAGCACUGAAAAAGCUCACUCUAUUGCCUCAAGUGGUCAUGCACCUGAAAAAGCAGGACCUAAAGGAGACGUUCAUCGACUGUGGCGUCAUGUCGGCUAUCAAAGAGUGGAUCAGCCCACUCCCCGACAAGUCGCUGCCGGCACUCCGGAUCCGAGAGGAGCUACUCAGGGUCCUGCAGGAACUGCCCAGCGUCAGUCAGGAGACGCUGAAACACAGCGGGAUUGGUCGCGCCGUCAUGUUCCUCUACAAGCACCCCAAAGAGUCGCGAUCCAACAAAGACUUGGCCCUCAAGCUCAUCAAUGAGUGGUCGCGGCCCAUCUUCGGCCUGACGUCCAACUACAAAGGAAUGACGAGAGAGGAGCGGCAGCAACGUGACCUGGAUCAACAGAUGCCUCAGCGCAGGCGACUCAGCUCCGGAGGACAAACUCCCCGUCGAGAUCUGGAGAAACAGCUAACGGGAGAGGAGAAAGCACUGCGGCCCGGCGACCCGGGUUUCUGCGCCAGGGCUCGUGUACCGAUGCCCUCCAACAAAGACUACGUCGUUCGCCCCAAAUGGAAUGUGGAGAUGGAGUCCAGUAGGGGACCUAUGAAGAAGGGGAUGUCCCGCGUGGACAAACAGAUGCGUCGCUUCGCCGACAUCCGUCGUCUCACCAAGACGGGACAUGCCGUUAAAAUUAGCGUGGAGGGAAACCGCAUGCCACUCUGAUUUUAAUCUCCAUAGGAUUAUUUUAUUUUGGAAUUUUUUUGGGGGGGAGGGGUGGUUCAUCUCUGCACAAAAGAGACGUUUCACUUUGUUAACAUUUUCAAUUUGCAUCCAUUUAUGUCUCAGUUGUCGCCAUCAUAAAUUCAAAGGCUAUGUAUUCCAAAAGAUUAGUGUCAAAUAGACGUCCAAUCCAUUUUGACCGGGAGAGAUGGGAGCAAAUCAUUUGCAAUGGAUUGGAUGUCUAGCAAUGGCAACGAAUAAGAUAAUGGUGUAUAGGAAACCUGAGUAGGACGUCAGCAGUGAUGUCACAUCCUCUGCUCUCAUCAGGUCUACUAAAUACAUUUUCUAGGGGUUAGUUUUUUUUUUCCCCUCUUUUUUUGUGCACUGCUCUGUUGUUGGUCCAGGAUACUUUUUCUUAAUAAAAAAAAAAAAAAGCACCAAUGCAAACCGUCCACUGUUAUUAUAUUAUGACCUCUUCAUUUCUAGGGAGAUUGAAGAACAUGAACCAGUGUGACGCUGAAAAUUUGUUGUCACGUGAUACAAUGAUGAGCAUUUUAGGCGGGUCGAUAUGACUGCGAGGCUUGACAGGCGGCGAGCAUCACAGCUGCUGAUUGCUGCAAUCUGCAACAAAGAGGUAGAGUCAAUAGCAUUGUUGAAAACGGUGACCGUAGCUAAGGUUGCCAACUGAAGACAACCUAAGGGUGUGGGCUAAGUUUGAGUGAAGCGCAAGUUUUAAAAAAGCAUGUUAAAAUGAUCAUUUGUUUUCUUGCCUUUCUCUGUGUCCUUUAUUUUCACUAUUUGUAUUAUAAGUUUGUUUUCAGUCAAUUUCGUUUGCAUUAAAAAAUACAAAAAAAAUAAAGGGUGACGGUUAUUGGGCCUGUCCGCUCUACCAAUAAUGUGGCCCUCAUUUUUUCAGGGAGUUGGCACCCCUAACCGUGGCAUACAGCAGUGUUUUUCAACCAAUGUCUCACCUAAUUGAUGUAAAAAUAGGCUUGCCAACCAUCCCUUAAAAAUCAGAAUCGUCCCGUAAUCAGAGAAGUACGUGUCCCAUAAUGAGCUUUCAAGGGACACGCUUUGUCCCUUAUUAUCAUGAAAUUUGUACAGUGCCCUCCAUAAUUAUUGGCACCC